Messenger RNA from Geodia barretti, 1416 nucleotides. Lineage: Eukaryota; Metazoa; Porifera; Demospongiae; Tetractinellida; Geodiidae. The record is from the annotation of a GenBank genome assembly.
AUGGUAGAGACGCUCCUCGACAUCGACCCCGACACCGGCGAAUUCAUGCCGAUGUUGGCCACGCGCUGGGAAAUGGCGCCAGAUGGCAAGAGUUGGACUAUGGACUUGCGGGAAGGGGUGACAUUCCACUCCGAGUUUGGCGAAUUCGAUGCCCAGGACGUGGCGCACAUGAGAUUCCUCAUGGGCCCCCAGGAAGGAAACCUCAACAGCUUCCGCAACACUUGGGCCACCACGGUGAAUAACGUAGAAAUCGUGGACGACCAUAGGGUUGUCUUCCAGCUGGAUAAACCAGACCCUGGCCUGGAUUUCUUCCUGUCACUGAGCGGAGACCUGGUCAUGCUGAGCAAGAAUCAGUGGGACCAGGAAGGCCAGGAUGGCCUCGAGCAGCGCCUGAUCGGCACCGGCCCUUACGAAUACCUGGAACGAGAGGUGGGCCAGUCUAUUUCCUUUAGCCGGGUUCCUUAUGAACACUGGCGGGUGCCCAACGCCGACUUCCAGGAGUUGGAGUUGGUAUGGGCCCCCGAGUCGGCGACACGCCUGGCGAUGCUGCUGACCGGAGAAGCUCACAUGGCCGAACUGCCCCGGGACGUGCUGGCCCAAGCGGUGUCAGAGGGCAUGGGUAUCUCCCAGAGCGGUCUGGGCGCCAUACUCACCUGGCUCGUAAUGGGCGGCCAGUAUUACACAACUGGCGAUGAGGCCUACGAUGCCACAGUGCCUUACGCCCAGCCCGGCGAGAACGGUCGCCUGGUGCGUAAAGCCAUGAACAAAGCCAUCAGCCGGGACCAGAUUAACGAAUUCAUCUUCAGGCAUGGCGGGACAACCAUGCUGGUGCAUGGCUACCACCACACUCUGCCCGGCUGGAACCCGGAAUGGGAAGAUCGGUGGGAAGAGGAAUACGGCUACGAUCCCGAGGCAGCGAAAGAUUUGCUGGAGCAAGCCGGAUACCCCGACGGUUUCAAGUUGAAGAUGUACGGAGCCCACACUCUGCCAGGGGUGCCGGAACUGCCUGACAUCGCUGAAGCAGUGAGCAUCUUCUGGACCGAGAUCGGAAUCGACGUCGAAAUCGUGAGCCUGGAGUUCUCGGCGGUCCGUCCUCAAUACCGGACCAAGCAAAUCCAGGGCUUCAUCUUUCCAAUGAGGACCGUGCGCCGACCUCUUCAGGAACAGAUCCGCCUUUUCAAUCUCCCUGAUGGAGUGGUCCACCAUUACGAAUCUGACUCCGUCGUCGAGACAUGGAAUGAGCUGUCGUUGACCCUGGACCCAGCGGAACGAGACCGCCUGAUCCGGGAGAUUGGAAACGAGAAGUUUGACAAUCAUGAGACCAUACCCCUGCUCUGGAUAUUUUUCCAGGUUGCGAUCAACCCGGAUGUAAUAGCCGAGUACAAGUUUCCCCGGAACGGCCGCCAGCAACUUUAG